Solanum dulcamara is the source of this 528-nucleotide messenger RNA. RefSeq lists its product as uncharacterized. Bases 1 to 528 code for a protein of 175 amino acids. The transcript has 3 exons. Lineage: Eukaryota; Viridiplantae; Streptophyta; Magnoliopsida; Solanales; Solanaceae. The record is from RefSeq and is a predicted model, not a curated record.
AUGGCAGAAAAGGAUUUGUUAAUCCAAACGGAGAAAUGGAGUAAUAUUGAGGAGAACAAUCAGCAACAAAAGUCCAGAGCUAUGUGGAUUAAAUUGGGUGACUCAAAUACUAAGUAUUUUACAGUAGUGAUGAAUGAAAGAAGGUACAAGAAACAAAUUGUAGAGCUUACUUCAGCAAAUGGAGAAAAACUUGUGGAAGUAGCUGCAAUUCAGAAGGAAACUAUUACUUUCUAUCAGUCUUUAAUGGGAACUGCAUUUCAAAGCACUAUUGCAGUAAAUAAGAAUAUUACGAAGAAAGUCAAGGAGUUCCUUCUUACUAGAAAGCUACACAAAGCAUUGAACUGCACUUCUGUCACAUUGUUGUCCAAAGUCCCUAACCCAACAUCCAUAAAGGAAUAUAGGCCAAUAACAUGUUGUAUAGUGCUCUACAAGCUUAUAGCAAAAGUGUUGGCCAAUAGAAUUGACCAGGUUUGCAAGACAACUUAUCAAAAAGUGCUUUAUAGUUUGGAGGAGUCUCGGAUGAUGUAA